AUGGAUUAUAUUCUUGUUGAAUUAUCAUCACGAUUCUUUGUGCCAUUGCGGCUUCUCCUGGACCGUGAACCAUACGAUAAGGAUAAUUCCGGACGACUUACGACGCCCUACAAGAUGGCAAAACGUCAAAUCAUCGGCCAAGAUUUGGAGCCUCUCCAAGCUAACAAAGUGCAUAUCUCCAGCAUCGACACACCGGAAUUCGAUACGCUGAAAAAAGAUGUGCACGAUACUAUUGUACAAAGGCAGUUUAGUGAGGAUGCUCACUUCCUUGAUCUAGUCAAGGAGCACUUUGCUACUGCCCAAGGAUCCAACAAUGGAGAUGUGCUCCUCUCUCUGGUCAAUUGCAGCAUUAAGACGGAGGCUGAGAUUCGACAGUUUAUUAACGACCAGGCAACGGCCUCGUACGACAUCGACCAGGACCGGGAAUGGACCAAGUUCAUUAAUGAGCUUAAGGACGCAGGCUUCCCCGAAUUGGUAAUUAAGUUUCUGUCCAAGCCUUCUGGACCACUACGUGCAAGCCUCUGCACUGAGUGGCAUUAUCCAACUUUGCAGACAAGCAAGCCUACCUUUGGAUUCACACGAGAUCGCACUAAUCCGUGCUUGAGAUGGGAAUGGAGAAAGAUCGAGGGCGCCUCGCGACUCCGGGCCCACGAGAAAAUCUCUGGCGAGAUUAUCCCUCUCGAUGACGUACGCAAGGUCCUCGAGCAUGAAUUGAUCGGGGACGACCAGUUACGAGCCGCCUUAGGUGCUCUCGAGGAUGGCACUGAAAGUGGCUUUCGGUUAUACCUGCAGCGCUGUUCUGCCAAAGGGCUUGCAACUAGGUCGACUACAGAAUGGAAGUAA
Messenger RNA from Microdochium trichocladiopsis, 843 nucleotides. RefSeq lists its product as uncharacterized. The transcript has 4 exons. The coding region runs from base 1 to 843 and encodes 280 amino acids. Lineage: Eukaryota; Fungi; Ascomycota; Sordariomycetes; Xylariales; Microdochiaceae. The record is from RefSeq and is a predicted model, not a curated record.